AUGGAACUUGAAGAGCCUUUUCAAGCUCCUGCUUCUUGUGAGGGGCAGGAAGGGACGAUUUCGAAGUUUACUUCAGCUUUUCAAACUGGCGACUACGUUGUCCUCGGAGUCGUUCUCGCGUUCUCCGCCUGCAUCGGCCUUUUCUUCGCCUUCAAAGAUCGCAAAAAGUCCAACGAUGUUUACCUCAUGGGCGGCAGGGAAGUCAGUCCUUAUCCAAUCGCUCUUUCUUUGGCGACAACCUUCUUUUCAUCCAUCACGAUUCUCGGAACGCCUAUCGAGUUUUAUCGCUUUGGAACGAUGUUUUUCUACUUUUCGAUUACGUAUUUGAUUUGCUGUAUUUUGGCCGCGGAGUUUUUCGGCCCAAUGUACAAGAAAUUCAACCUGACGUCGAUGUACGAAUAUUUGGAGCUCCGAUACAAUCGAUUCGUCCGACUCGUCGCUACAGCCGAAUUCAUCGUUCAAACCAUCUUCUACGUCGGCGUCGUUAUUUACACCCCUGCCCUAGCGCUUGAAGCCGUGAGUGGUCUCAAUGUCUGGGCAGGAGUUUGGCUAACCGGUGGAGUUUGCAUCUUUUACACUGCGCUCGGAGGGUUAAAAGCGGUCGUCUGGACGGAUUCUUUUCAGAUUUUGUGCAUGUUUGGAGGCCUUAUUGCUAUUAUUGCCAAAGGAUUUUCGUUUCAUGGCGGAUACGACGAAAUGAUUACCGAAUGGAGAGAAGGCGGCAGAAACGUUUGGGACGAUUUCUCAUUCGACCCUCGAGUUCGCCAUACUUUUUGGUCAAUUGUCAUUGGCGGCGUAUUGGGAAAUUGGGGCAACAGUUUUUGCACUUCUCAGGCUUUUGUCCAGAGAAUGCUCGCGACAAAGAACGUAAAAGACAUGCGAAAGGCGAUUUAUACUUGCUGGAUUUUUGCGACGAGCAUGCAAUGUGUUGUUGCCCUCUUUGCCGGGAUCGUUGCGUUUUCGUACUUCAAAUGCUGCGACCCGGAAAAAGCUGGUUUCGUCGAACGAAAAGACUCGCUUCUGCCAUAUUUGACGGUCGAAAUCUUCCAAGACUAUCCGGGAGUCGCGGGGCUCUACGUCGCCGGCGCGUUUUCCGGAACAUUGAGCACGGCCUCCUCGGGGAUCAAUUCGAUGAGCACCUGUUUUGUCACCGAUUUUUUGCAGCCGUACUUUAGUUUGAGCGAAAGAACUUGGGGGAUAUUAUCGAAAGUUUUCGCGCUUCUCAUUGGCUUGCUUUGCAUCGCUUUUGCUUAUAUCGCGGAUAACCUUGGCGGAGUCUUGCAAGCUGCAAUGUCGAUAAAUUCCAUGCUUGGGGGUCCAACCACGGCUCUCUUUGUUCUUUCAUUUUUCAACCCUUGGGUUGGCUCGGCGACAGCAGUCAUUUCAUAUCUCUUUGGGAUCGGAAUUGCGGUGUGGGUUUUUAUUGGGUCAAAAAUUUAUCCACCUGGACCGGAGUUUACUAAACCAAUGCAUCUUGAAAUUUCUGGCUGCAAUAUAACAAACUAUGAGCCCUGCAUUGCUGAUCCUAACACUGGCGAGUUUCCGUCAGUACCUUGGUGCGACGCUCCAGUCGAUGAUAAUCGACCCGGAAUCGCAAGUCUCUACGAAGUCUCCUACAUGUGGCUCGGAGCUAUUGGCUUUUUCACGACAGUCAUCAUAGGUUGUUUACUUUCUCUUAUCCCAAGGCUCCGACCAAAAGGCUGA
This is a messenger RNA of Oikopleura dioica, 1704 nucleotides long. The record is from the annotation of a GenBank genome assembly. NCBI's taxonomy places the organism in Eukaryota, Metazoa, Chordata, Appendicularia, Copelata, Oikopleuridae.